CUCUCUCUCCCCUCACCGUCUCUCCCUUAAUCCCAUUUGCCAUUGUACAUGCCCAAUCGCCUAUACUUUCCGCAUUUAACUUGGAUGACAUUUUUAUUUCAUCAUUAGCAUCAGACGCGAGACUGACUGACACGGUGGACACGGUUUUGCGUUUUGACGAAAGAGCCCCGGAAUGACACAUCCCCGCGGUUUCACGCAUCUUUUUGCCGCUCCAACAUUUUAUUUCAUUAUUUAUCUAGCAUAGACGGACGCGUGUUUUGACGCGCUCAGGUGUGAAAUCGAGCCUUCCUGCGUUAAAUCCAAGAGAAUACCAAAACAGGGACUCCUCACGGGAAGGGUAUCCACAACCUGCAAGUCAGCCUUGUGUGUGUUUUUUUUUACCCCCCUCCUCUUUUAAUUCCUGCUCCCGUGGUCCCCCAGCGUUCAGACCAUUGCCACAGCGAUGCCAGAGACAACGCAAGAGACGUGCGCUCCGGCCAAGGACUCUCCUUUCUUCAUAAAGAACCUGCUCAACUGUGACAGCAAACCGUCCAAACCCAAACCCGUGCUCGCUGCCACGAGGGCGGCCUUGGAAGGAGGAUUUUCUCUUUCCCAGGUCGCGGACUUCAACUUUCCACGCUUCGACUUGCCCGCGCAGAGGUUCAGUCUACCGGCUCACUACCUGGAGCGCACCUCGGCGUGGUGGUAUCCCUACACCCUCGGCACGUCCGCACACCUACACAGAACCGAAGGUAAGACUCACACAGAAAAUGUAACUUUGAAGCUAGAUUUUGCUCUUUUAACUACAUUUUAUAUUUCGAGUUUUGCAUUUAAAUCAUAGAAAGUGUUCCCUGUCCGUUUUGUGGCACUUUAUUUACAGUCAUUGUACUUUCUUUCCAAAAUUAGAUAGUGUGCGUUAUGAUACGGGGUGUACGCGCAGUGUAUCGAAGCCUCGUUCCUCUGUGUGCAGGCUUAUUUUGUUAUGCCACGACGCAGGAUAAUAGAUCAAUAAAGUGACACACUGAGCAUAAAAUGAAGUAGACAUCAUCAAAUCAUAGGAUGAGGGUGACGAUGCGCAGCGAGCUUUUGAUUUGUCUAUUGGCGCUCGGUAUUCCCCCCCAGAGGCUCGGUCACUGACAGCGUCUUUACCUGCCUGUUUCUGUGAUUUAUUCAUGAGGGGAUGUAAUACACGCUGAUAGCAAUGUCAGUAUCAAGUGUUCAGGCAAAGAAAGAAAAAGUUUGAAUGUCUUUUGAAUUAUGGAAUUGAUUGUGAAUUUUCAUUUCAGUGUGUUGGGGUAACAAUUAGAUGUUGAAUUUGUUUGAGAAUUGUUGUUUAGGCCUAUUUGGAAUAGUGGCAAAAUGAUUAUCUCUGCUUUUAAAACCAUUUGAUUUCCAAAUUUUACAAUCUGAGUUUCAAUAAUAAGUAAAUUAUCUGCAAUGUCAAGGUGUUUAUGUCCACUUCUUUCUUUCUCCCCCUUCUUCAGUUACCGAGAAACAAGCAGUCAGAGACUCCUCUCCAACCUCGGGCACAGAUAGAGACUCACCAGAGCUCGUCCUAAAAUCUGAACCAGACGCCAAAGACGACGACGAGGAUGACGAGCACAACAACAAUAAAAGCGGCGACGAGAUCAUCCUGGAGGAGAGCGACACGGAGGAGGCCAAAAAAGACGAACUGGAAGAGUGGAAGAAGAGGGACGACGAUAAGAAGCCGUGCCGCAAGAAGAAGACGCGCACGGUUUUCUCCCGGAGCCAGGUGUUCCAGCUGGAGUCCACUUUCGACAUGAAGCGGUACCUGAGCAGCUCGGAGCGCGCCGGCCUGGCCGCGUCUCUGCACCUGACGGAGACUCAGGUGAAGAUCUGGUUCCAGAACAGGAGGAACAAGUGGAAACGGCAGCUCGCCGCAGAGCUGGAGGCCGCCAAUCUGAGCCACGCGGCGGCGCAGAGGAUAGUCAGGGUGCCCAUCCUCUACCACGAGAACUCGGCCUCCGAGAGCGGGGGUUCCGGCGCCAACGUCCCCGCGAGCCAGCCGCUGCUCACCUUCCCGCACCCGGGCGUCUACUACUCCCAUCCCAUCGUCACAUCCGUACCGCUGCUUCGACCGGUUUGAGAAGAGCUGAGGCAAAGGGAUGUCCUCCUCAGAGUAAAAAAAUACAGACUCAAUAUUUUUGUACAACAGACUGAAUGAAGAAGAAGAAAAAAACAAAAAAAGAGGGACAGUGUCAGGCCUACAUGGACCUAGUGUGGGAAAUAUAAUGUGUCAAUUUUCACGAGGGUGUCGUUUACACUCCAACCGACCAAUCAGAUCCCAUUAUUAUUAUUAUUAUUAUUAUUAUUAUUAUUAUUAUUAUUAUUAUUAUUAUUAUUAAAAAUGUAGUAAUUGCCUCAGGAGUCCACCUGCUUACACUGCCUGUUGAGUGUCUUUAUUUUUUCCUCCUUUAUUUUCCACCAUGACUGUUACGGCUACAGGCCAACAAAACAAAACAUAAAAAAAGGGUUUGUUUACAAAAUUACAAAACUUUACGGCUCAAAGGCGCGUGCCUGCUUCUCAUUUGACAUCAUUAUUUCACUUAAUUCACAGUUUCAUAAAGAUAGUGUGCAAUAAACUUAAGGUGAGCUGUGAAUUAACAAAUCCACUCAAGCAGAAAUAGACUUUUUUCCAUUUUCUCACGAGGGAAUAUCAUUAUGAGGAUUUGCGUGACGGGGGACAAUCAGGACACUCUGGACUGUAAAGUAAUCAUGUAGCUUUCUGUUUAGUUUUAGUGAUUAUUCUCACUCUUGUUCUCUCUUAGUGGACACGUCCUUCAAGCACAAGCGUGAACUCCAGUGUGUCCGAAUCUACUUUGUGUUUCUGAACGGGCAAAAAGAUCGACUAAACACUGAUGUACAAAUCUGUAAAUGUAUAUAUUUAAAGAGACACGAAGAGGGGAGAGAGGAGCUGCUCCUUUCGGUGUCUCCUUUGUACAGAAGAAAACAACGUUUUGAUAUUGUAUUGCUGAACCAUGUUGUGAAAUAAAAGGAGAAUAUUCCUCACUUUUUAGGA
Xyrichtys novacula (pearly razorfish) is the source of this 3019-nucleotide messenger RNA. The record is from the annotation of a GenBank genome assembly. Lineage: Eukaryota; Metazoa; Chordata; Actinopteri; Labriformes; Labridae.